Molecule: messenger RNA, 1116 nt
Organism: Elgaria multicarinata webbii
Lineage: Eukaryota; Metazoa; Chordata; Lepidosauria; Squamata; Anguidae
Product: receptor-transporting protein 3-like
Exons: 3
Coding region: 179-850 (223 amino acids)
Biological process (GO): protein targeting to membrane; protein insertion into membrane; detection of chemical stimulus involved in sensory perception of bitter taste
Molecular function (GO): olfactory receptor binding
Source: RefSeq, a predicted model, not a curated record
CCACGCCCAGUGUUUGUUUGGAGUGGAAGAGCUGCGAAUCAGAGAGACGCAGGCAAAGAAUCAACCGGAAGGAAGAAGUAAACAGAGCAGUUGCUAGGCUUGGGCGUUCCAUUCCUUUUCUUGUUGAGAAAGUGAAUCUGGACGUUGCCGUGAGUGCUUGCAAGGCGAACUUGCCGAUAUGCCCAACUGGAGGACAGAGUUUAUUAGGAAGAUGGAAGCCUACAAACCAUGGGACCAGUGGAAUUUGACAGAAGAAAUGGAACUCAGACAGCUACAACAGGGAUGGCAGAGGUUUAUUCAGAAGCAGCUCUUUGCCAGGUUCAAGUGUUCAAAUUGUUCUCAUUCCUGGAAGUCGGCACAGGUGACCAUCGUCUUCCACAUGCAGCUCCUCCAGACCAUACUGGGACAGGCCUUGGGGCAGGUGAAGAUGCGAGUGUUCGGGCAGAAAUGCCGUGUCUGCCACAGUAAGAAGUACGCAGCGCCGACCUUCAGUGACGAGAUGGUUCAGUGCGUCCUCCACAAUUUGGUGCAGAAGAUCCUUGAGAAAUGUUACGGAAAAGGCAACAGGUUUGAUCCCUUGUGUCGUCCUGUUGCUGAGGGGGUUGUGGAGGGCCCACACGAUAAGGACAACUGUGAGGCAUGUGAACAUGGCGUGUGCUUGGCGCAAGCGGCUCCCGCUUUCCGGGGGCAGCCCCUUCAGUGGGAGGGCAGCUUCGUGAGACCCACUUCCUCAGUUCAACCAACGGAGGCGGAGAGAAGCUGGUGGACUUGUUGCAAGAUCUUGGUUUUUCUUCUUCUUGUGACAGCUGGGUUUAUUGUCAUCCGAUUUGCAUUGAUCCAGGGGAAGUAAAGGGAAAACCUGGCAUUUUCAUUCAAAAGUGCCUUUUCUUCCACCACAAUGUAAGCUGGAGACAUUUCUGUGGGCACAAAUUUGCUCUUAUUACCCUUAUAGAUGUUAUAUUAUUGAUUUUUUUUAAAAAAAUCUUGGUUGGAUUUUAUUGUAUUCAUGUGGUGUGUGUGUGUGUGUGUGUGUGUGUGGGUGGGUGGGUGGUGUGUGUUUUAAUUUUUGCACAAUGCCUAGGGUAUUUGAGGGGCAUCUCAUAAAUAAAAUAAAUA